Messenger RNA from Haemonchus placei, 816 nucleotides. Lineage: Eukaryota; Metazoa; Nematoda; Chromadorea; Rhabditida; Trichostrongylidae. The record is from the annotation of a GenBank genome assembly.
AGUGAACCAAUGCCGCUCUCACAAACGAUCAAGAAGAAAAACCGGCCACCCGGAGUGAUUCCUGCUUAUUUCCAUUACGGCUCGCAGUUUCUUGUAGCUCCAGAAUAUCACUUGGCGACUUGCCAAAUCUCUAAAAACAUGGCGACUAUUCGAUUCUCAAUAUUCUGUUUCCUCAACGACAUUGAGAAAUUUCUUCAAGCAAAUCGCACAAUCAGUGAGGAUUUCUGGGAUUACAGCUUCUGCAAUGAUCAUUUUCGUCGUAAGGAUCUGAAGAGCGCUCUGGACGUAGCUGGCGCUAAUGCGACGAUUUUUGCCGUGAUUCGCCAUCCGAUCGAACGAUUUCUCAGCGGAUACGUUGAUAGAUGCGUCAACCGUCAGUACUGUCUUGGAUGCAACAGGGAUCUGAAGUGCUUUGUGGAAAUGCUAUAUCGGACUCUUGUCAAGUACUAUGAGAACCCAAGUGAUGUUGUGCAAGACAAGACGACUGAGCACGUCCUCCGGCAUUUCGCUCCCCAGACAUGGUUUUGCGACUUCGAAAACCACAAAAAUGAGUACGUUCUCCUGAAACAACAUGUGGGACCUAAUGGCACACAUCGAAUUGCUGACGAGUUCUACGAAGUAUUCGAGAAGGCGGGAGUUCUGAGUGAACAUCGAGCGAUCAUUCAUAAAGAAAUGCUGAAGGGAACAACCGUACACUCAACUUCACAAUCACUCGCAAGGAAGGAAGUUCGAGAACGACUUCUGGCGGAUCUCUAUCUCAUGGGACGUUUGUUGCAAAUUUAUUACUAUGAUUUUAUUGAAUUCGAUUUCAUCUAA